AGUAGCUGCCGUCUUCGGACACAGAACAACUCCGCUUAAGGGAAAGCGAGAGUAAGAAUCGACAAGAGCCUCUGAUAGACUGAAGCUGCUGAAAGAAAGACAGAAAGAAAGAAAGAAAGAAAGAAAGAAAGAAAGAAAGAAAGAAAGAAAGAGAGAUUUAGACGCUGUUUCGUAGUACGCGAAAUCUGCAAAAUCAACGAGAUCAACUUGAUCGGAGGAAUCUGCGAGCCCUUUGGAGGUUUUAGACGUACUCCUGAAUUGAUAAGCAAAUGUUUGCCGGAAUGAACGCAUUAACAUCUUUCUUCGUUCUUAUUGCCUUCUCCUGGGUGUCUGCCCAAGGCUGCAGCGAGGAGUGCCACUGCCCAGAAACUCCCCCGGAGUGCCCAGUCGGUGUUAGCCUGGUUAUGGAUGGAUGCGGGUGUUGCAGGGUGUGCGCCAAACAGCUCGGAGAGCUCUGCACUGAAAAAGACGCCUGCGAUCAUCACAAAGGACUUUUCUGUGACUUUGGCUCCCCGAUCAAUCGUCGAAUCGGCGUCUGCACAGCUAAGGAAGGCGCCCCUUGCAUCUUCAGAGGAGCGGUGUACAGGAGUGGCGAGAGCUUCCAGAGCAGCUGCAAACACCAGUGCACGUGUAUGGAUGGGGCCAUCGGGUGCGUGCCUUUGUGCAGCAUGAGCAUCCGCCUGCCUAGCCCAGACUGCCCCUUCCCGCGCCGGGUUAAAGUUCCAGGCAAAUGUUGCGAAGAGUGGGUGUGCGAUCAACCCAGACAACACACUAUGGUUGGGCCUGCCUUGGCUGCCUUCAGAGAAGAAGACACCUAUGGCCCUGAUCCUUCCAUAAUGCGUGCCAACUGCCUUGUCCAGACCACUGAAUGGAGUGCCUGUUCAAAGACCUGUGGCAUGGGAAUCUCAACUCGAGUGACAAAUGACAACCGGGAGUGCAGACUGGAGAAGCAGUCUCGACUGUGCAUGGUCAGGCCAUGUGAAUCUCAGUUGGAGGAGAGCAUUAAGAAGGGAAAGAAGUGCAUUCGCACUCCUAGAAUUUCCAAGCCCAUGAAGUAUGAAUUCUCUGACUGCACCAGCACCAAGAUGUACCGUCCUAAAUUCUGCGGGGUGUGCACUGACGGUCGUUGCUGCACCCCUCACAGAACCACCACCAUGUCUGUGGAAUUCAAAUGCCCUGACGGAGAGAUGAUGAAGAAGAAGAUGAUGUUCAUCAAGACCUGUGCAUGCCACUACAACUGCCCCAGUGAAAAUGACAUCUUCAUGUCAGGCUACUAUAGAAAGAUGAUUGGAGAUAUGGCAUAAGAAAAGGUUGAAAAGAAAAAGGGACAGUUAACUUGAAGUGAACAGAUGUACAUCUCAAACACAGAGAUAACCAAAACAGCACAACACAUUUUGUAAUGUGCAUUUUUACUAUGAAAACUAUACUUAUUAGUUAUAGCAAUGUAUGUAUCUGACAAAUGCAUAAGGCCAGUGUGCCUUAUACCCUGAAGCAGAUCAGCAUGGGCAGUGGGAUCUCUGAGCCACCAAACAUUGUGCACUAUUUACAAAGACUACCAAGAAUUAUUUGCUAGGUCUUUUUCUUCUCCUUAUCUUUUACCUGUUGUGGCAGAGUGUCCCACUGAUGUAAUAUUUCUAAAACUCAUAGCACUUGAGGUAACGAAGAUUAAAAGUUCCAGUAGGACUGCUGAACUUUUAACCCUUCAGCCACGUGGGUGCUAGAUGAAUGUGCUCAUUUUUGUUUUUUUUGUUUUUUUGUUUUUAGUCGAGGUUAUGACUCGUGGGCAAGUUAGAUUUGUAGUGUCUUCUGUUAAGACAAGGUGCUAACAUUCUGCUCUCUGAAAAGAAAAGCACUGAAAAUUUUGACAAAAAAGCCUUACCUUUGACUUUCUCAUUCAAAUA
This is a messenger RNA of Polypterus senegalus (gray bichir), 1901 nucleotides long. It is a transcript of the gene ccn2a, whose product is annotated as cellular communication network factor 2a. Gene Ontology annotation, biological process: signal transduction; cell adhesion. The transcript is spliced from 5 exons. Gene Ontology annotation, molecular function: heparin binding; integrin binding. NCBI's taxonomy places the organism in Eukaryota, Metazoa, Chordata, Cladistia, Polypteriformes, Polypteridae. The record is from RefSeq and is a predicted model, not a curated record. The coding region runs from base 270 to 1304 and encodes 344 amino acids. Gene Ontology annotation, cellular component: extracellular region; extracellular matrix.